UCAGUCUUUGUCAUGGGAUAAUUUUAUUUUCCUAAAGCAGCUUCAAGGGCUUGAUUGAACAUUUGGACGGCAGAUCUGCUUCUUGAUUUGAGGCUGUGAGAAAAGAGAAUAAAUCCUGACCCGAUCUCUUAUAGCUAUCAUGGGAAAGGAGCUGGAGAGUCACUUUAAAAGAAAGUUCUAGCGGUCCUCACUAAAGCUCCAAGACAAACCACAAGAAUUCAAAGCAGCACUUGGACUUUCUCUCUGAAUCACUGGAUACCAGACGAGCAUGAGGAACUGCUCUGUUUAUUACCUUACCGGUAAAUACUUAAAACCCCGGGAAGCAUGAUGGAAAGGCUCUGCUUAUAGAUUCCAUAUGGUUUGUAAUAAUGCACGUGUGUAUUUUGUUUGUCAUCACAACAUGCACAGAAAUCUGGCCAAUAUUUAACAUUUGUUUUAGCUGAAGUAGCUCAGGCAGGAGGGCUUUUGGAAGGGUUUGACCCAUUAAAAAGUCCAAACAAACGGUUAGGUGUCUUAGAAGGCAGGCUACUAAUACUGAACUGAUAAAGUUAAACAUAAGUUUCCAAAAAGCCUUCAAUCAUUUUAGAGAUCCCAACUCCUACCUAUGACGUCGUAGCCUUAGGAGGAGGUUACUAUAGCAACGGUGCGUUGCGUGAUCGAUUUCUGCUUUGGUUUAUGGACAAAACAUAAAACUAGGUACUUAUUUCUGACGUUAUUCUAUAUUAAUUUUACAAAUAGAUUACAAAAACACUCUGGAUUAAGUUUUUAAGACAGCUCUCGUUUCGCUAACUGUUAGGGAUGCCAAAAUACCUUACGUAAGAAGUACCUUAAACGUUUGCGCCUCGAAAAUUACCUUUAGGAAAAAAACUGAACUCCUUAAAGUUAGCGUAGAAUUCACACACAGAGCUCCGCAAUCUUCUUUAAACCCUAAUAGACUACAAGAGUACAUAAAUUACAUGUCAGGCAGUGCAUGAGGAGGUAAAAGCUCGUAUCUGACAGCAGAGCGGCUCAUUCACCUGCUGAACACAGCGCGCGACCAGCGCAGCCUACGCACUUUGGGUUUGUCCCAUUGCAAGAGACGCGCUCAGUGCGCGCUCCCCGAGGACACCCAGCGGACCGGGCGUUAUAGAGGAGCGCUUCCAUCCGACCCUCUCAUCUGUCAAUCAAACAUGUGGUUCAUCAAUCUAGCUUUGCUCGUUCUCAAGCUGUCCGUGUCUGCGGAGGGAUUCUCCACGUGCCAGUCCUACAACUUGGACGACCACAAAUCUAAAAGGAUCGAGGCGGUGCGCGGACAGAUUUUGAGCAAGCUGCGCAUUCGGAGUCCUCCGGAUCCCGAAGCCAGCCCGCCAACGGAGUCGGUGCCGGUGGAGGUGAUGUUACUUUACAACAGCACGAAGGAGCUGCUGAAGGAGCGCGCGCGCCAGGCCGAAGCCGCGUGCGAGCGGGAGAGCAGCGAGGAGGACUAUUAUGCUAAAGAGGUGCAGCGGAUCAAUAUGAUGCCACUGCGCACAGAUACGAACUCAAUCAACCCUGUUCCUCAGAGCCCGUACUUCAGGAUAGUGGGCUUCGACGUCACCAACGUGGAGCGAAAUUCCAGUACUCUGGUCAAAGCAGAAUUUCGCAUCUUCAGAGCGCCAAACCCACAGGCGCGCACCACAGAGCAGCGUGUGGAAAUAUACCAGAUUCUCAAAUCUGAUGACGUGACAGCACCGUCUCAGAGGUACAUCGACUCCAGAACAGUUGCGCCUCAAGCUAAGGGGGCGUGGCUUUCUGUUGAUGUCACAGAGACUGUGAAGGAGUGGAUGGCGUUCAGAGAGAGAAAUCUCGGGCUCAAGAUCAGCGUUCACUGUCCCUGCUGUACAUUCGUCCCUUCAACAAACAAUAUUGUCCCUAACAAGAGUGAAGAGCUGGAAGCCAGAUUUGCAGGUCAUUUUCUCAUCAAUCUAAAUUUUUAUGAAAAACAAGGAAGGAUUGAAUUCAGCACAAAAACUCCCCAUUUGAUACUAACCCUGCUGCCCACCGACCGUCUGGAGAGUCCCACCAAGAAAAACCGCAAGAAGAGAUCAGCAGCAGACACAUCCGUAUGCUCACGCACUGAUCAGGGCUGCUGUCUGAGGUCUCUGUAUAUUGAUUUUCGUCGGGACUUGAACUGGAAGUGGAUCCACGAACCAAAAGGGUACAAAGCAAAUUUCUGUGCGGGGAACUGUCCUUACCUAUGGAGCGCAGACAACCACUACAACAUGAUUCUCCCGCUGUAUAAUAAAAUGAAUCCAGAGGCAUCAGCGUCUCCGUGUUGUGUUCCUCAAGACCUGGAGCCCCUCACCAUUGUUUAUUACCUAGGCCGAACCCCCCGUGUGGAACAGCUCUCCAACAUGGUGGUCCGGUCUUGCAAGUGCCGUUGAAGCAGUGGACGGGGAAGACAUAAAGAUCUCAGACGGAGGACAGGACACAGGUGCAAACUAACAUCUCAAUGAAAUGCAUCAAUGCUCCUCCCAAAAAUGAAAAUUGUCAUCAUUUACUCAUGUCAUCAUACCCUCAUGUCGUUCCAAAUUUGUUUGCAUUUCUUUCUUCUGGCAGACAUCAAAGAAAAUGUUCUGAAGAAUGCUGGGAACCAAACAUUGGACCUCCAAUGUGACACUGAGACAUUUUUCAAAAUAUCUUCUUUUAUGGUCUACAGAAGAAAGAAAUGAAAUUUUAUUUAUGGGUGAACUAUACCUACAAACUUGUGGGAUGUGGAAUAGCGUAUAAUCAUUCAUCAAGCAUCUUCAAUACAGGAGCGAAAACCGUCUCCUGCAUUCGUAAUAGUCUAAUAAAUAAGCUUUUUUGUCUAAUAUUUCCUCGCAUUUUCAGUGACACACAAAAUACACACCAGCAGUGCAUCCUUUUUAGAUUUUGUAUGAAGUUUACUGUAGAUCAGUUUAUAUUUUUGCAAAUGUAAAUAGUUUUUGGUGAUGUUUAUAUGUGCUAAAUACAAUAAAUUUUGAUUAUAUAAUAA
This is a messenger RNA of Cyprinus carpio (common carp), 2995 nucleotides long. Its product is annotated as transforming growth factor beta-2 proprotein-like. The transcript has 7 exons. Bases 1170 to 2402 code for a protein of 410 amino acids. The record is from RefSeq and is a predicted model, not a curated record. Gene Ontology annotation, cellular component: extracellular region. Gene Ontology annotation, biological process: regulation of cell population proliferation; transforming growth factor beta receptor signaling pathway; SMAD protein signal transduction. NCBI's taxonomy places the organism in Eukaryota, Metazoa, Chordata, Actinopteri, Cypriniformes, Cyprinidae. Gene Ontology annotation, molecular function: type II transforming growth factor beta receptor binding; growth factor activity; cytokine activity.